AUGUCUCACUGCAAGUUUGAACACCCUCGCCACGGCCACCUUGGCUUCCUGCCGCGCAAGCGCAGCCGGCAGAUCCGCGGUCGCGCUCGCUCCUUCCCCAAGGACGACCCCUCGCAGAAGCCGCACCUCACCAGCUUCAUGGUGUUCAAGGCCGGCAUGACGCACAUUGUGCGCGACGUCGACCGCCCUGGCUCCAAGGUGAACAAGAAGGAGGUUGUGGAGCCGGUGACGAUCCUGGAGGCGCCGCCGAUGGUGGUGGUGGGCAUCGUCGGCUACCGCCAGACGCCUGUGGGGCACAAGACGAUCGGCACCGUGUGGGCGCACCACACCAGCGUGGAAUUCCGUCGCCGCUACUACAAGAACUGGAAGCAGUCUGCACAGCUGGCCUUCACGAAGCGCAAGCAGUUUGCUCGCACGACGGAGGGUCGUCUUGCCGAGGCGCGCACGCUGAAGGCCUUCGCCAAGAAGGCUGAUACCAUCCGCGUCGUUGCCCAUACCCAGCUGCGCAAGCUGCGCAACAACCGGGUUGGCGUGAAGAAGGCGCACGUGAGCGAGAUUCAGAUCAACGGCGGCACCAUUGCCGAGAAGAUUGAGCUUGCCAAGUCGCUGCUUGAGAAGGAAGUCCGCAUCGACUCUGUCUUCCAGCAGUCUGAGGCGUGCGACGUGUGCGCCGUGACGAAGGGUCACGGGUUCACUGGUGUUGUGAAGCGCUGGGGCGUUGCCUGCCUGCCGCGCAAGACCCACCGCGGUCUGCGCAAGGUGGCUUGCAUUGGCGCGUGGCACCCUGCCCGCGUGAUGUACACCGUCGCCCGCGCUGGUCAGCACGGUUACCACCACCGCACGCACCUCAACAAGAAGAUCUACCAGCUGGGCCGCGCGGUGUCGAUGGAGCCGAAGCAGGCCACGACCACGUACGACCUCACAGCCAAGACCAUCACCCCGAUGGGUGGCUUCGUGGGUUACGGUACGGUGCGCAACGACUACGUGAUGCUGAAGGGUUCCGUCGCGGGCCCUCGCCGCCGCGUCAUCACGCUGCGCCGCCCAAUGGCCCCGCAGACGUCGCGCAAGCUUACGGAGCAGAUUACGCUGAAGUUCAUUGACACAAGCUCCAAGAUUGGCCACGGCCGCUUCCAGACGAAGAAGGAGAAGAGCCAGUGGUACGGCCCGUGCAAGAAGGACCGCAUCCGUCGUGAGGAGCGCGUUCGCAAGGAGCGUGCGGCCCGCGCUGCGGAGCGCAAGGCGAAGGGCGGUGCUACCACCGCCGCCGCCGCCCCAAAGAAGGCCAAGAAGUAG
Trypanosoma conorhini is the source of this 1293-nucleotide messenger RNA. RefSeq names its product putative ribosomal protein L3. Bases 1 to 1293 code for a protein of 430 amino acids. NCBI's taxonomy places the organism in Eukaryota, Euglenozoa, Kinetoplastea, Trypanosomatida, Trypanosomatidae. The record is from RefSeq and is a predicted model, not a curated record. Gene Ontology annotation, biological process: translation; ribosomal large subunit assembly. The transcript has a single exon. Gene Ontology annotation, cellular component: ribosome; cytosolic large ribosomal subunit. Gene Ontology annotation, molecular function: RNA binding; structural constituent of ribosome.